Neurospora tetraspora is the source of this 1221-nucleotide messenger RNA. RefSeq lists its product as uncharacterized. The transcript has a single exon. NCBI's taxonomy places the organism in Eukaryota, Fungi, Ascomycota, Sordariomycetes, Sordariales, Sordariaceae. The record is from RefSeq and is a predicted model, not a curated record. Bases 339 to 1196 code for a protein of 285 amino acids.
CUCCCACUCAGUAAUCACCGUCGAUCGGGUUGUUGCUUCCACUCAGCCGUCCAAAAAGAUGCCGACUUGUCCCCGGCCGUGCACGCUGCUGACUUCGUUUGCAGGUAUCGGCGUGGCGGACAUUUGUUGGAUCAAACGGCUUAGAGAAGCAUGCAUCCAUCCUUUUCCUGUCAGGUAGGCAUGCAUGGGGAGAUGGAAAGCCGUUUGAAGCGUUCCCGGUGGGUAAUGGUUGCCACCAGAGUAAGAAACAGUAGCAGUUUCCUGCUUUCUUCUUCAUCCUUCUUCCCCCGUCUUAGUGAUCGAUUCAGCUUAUAAGAACCUUUCGUCCCCCAACAAACAUGGAUGUCCCAUUCGAUGUCCCAUUCGAUGUCUGGUUAAGUCGCGUCCGAAUGAAAGAAAAGGCCCACACACGACCAGCGAGAAGUACGCACUCCUCAUCAUCAUCAUCUCCUGCUUCUCGUACACCCUCAACUUCCUCAAGCGAUACCAUCCGAACUCCCACGUCCGACUCUGAAUCAACAGCACCAUCCUCUCUUCAUACCUUCAUCACUUCGAUGCCUCGGCCAAAGAUGGAACGCUUAUUAGAAUCUUCCGCAUCUGGAUCCGUUGGUGACUUCUACCAAGACCGUGACGACAAUCCCACGGCCAAGUCGACAUACCUCGUCCUCCACCAGCCCACCAACCUAGCGUUGACUCUGGUCGGCGGGAAGUUGACCCUCCACAAAGUCCCGGCCGUGGUGGGAGAGGACCACCCGCUCGCAGGCAAAUGCAGUUGGCACUGGCAAUGCGUCGAAACGGACGGCUGGCUCGGGUUCCGCAAUGCCGCGAGCGGGCGGUAUCUCGGACUUGAUGGCGGGAAGAAAGACCCCGACUCUGAGCAGCCCUCCGGCAUUUAUCGGGUCGUCAGCAUCAAACAUGGGGCGUCGGAGCGCUUGGUAUGCGUUAGGGCAGGGGAUGGAGAACACGAAGAGGGAUGUACGACACCGCAGCAGAAGAAGCGCGGAUACAUCCUGCGUUCUCUUUUUACUGCUGCGUCAUCGGCGACGGCGAGCGAAAUCUCGCGGCUUGUCAAAGCAUGGGUGAAGCCACAGGGCUCGGGCUCCGAUUCGGAAGAAGGCUGGAAGGAGGGAUCCGAGGUGUCCAUGGUUUGGCAGGAUGGACAGGAGGGGACGAUAUGGAGGUUCGUCAAAGUUUGACACCUAACGGAUUGUGUGCCACCAC